AUGGUGUUAGGAAUUGUGCUCCUGUGCCCUGCUCUUCUUCAUCCAGAGUCUGUUCCCGAUAAAUACAAGGCUAUUUUCAAGGCCUAUGAGGAGAACUGGACUGGUUCUCCAUUGCAGGACGGCGAGAGCCACAAUGGUGGCACCAACCAGCGGGCCAAUCCAUACGCCUUCCCAUGCCUUCAUCCUGGGAUCUCUCGUCCUCCCCCAGUAUACCAGGCUAUCUGCGAGGCAGAUCUAGUUCGAGAUGAUUCAACUAUCUUCAAGUAUCAGCUAGAUAAAUUCGGGCACGCCCCAUUACUUCUGGCUGUUCCCACAACUGCAUAG
This is a messenger RNA of Penicillium hordei, 324 nucleotides long. Its product is annotated as Alpha/beta hydrolase fold-3. Bases 1 to 324 code for a protein of 107 amino acids. NCBI's taxonomy places the organism in Eukaryota, Fungi, Ascomycota, Eurotiomycetes, Eurotiales, Aspergillaceae. The transcript is spliced from 3 exons. The record is from RefSeq and is a predicted model, not a curated record.